UCCACAGACGAGGCGUUCUCCUUACCCCUGGAACUUCUGCCACUCCUGCUCUGCCCUGAGCCCAGAUUGUUAGAGGCCUCUCUUUGUGUCAAGAGACCGAGCACCUGCAGCUGCGUAUCUGACGACCUCGUGUGUCUCUGUCAGCGAGUGUCUCCGGGUGGCCUGCGAAGGACUGAAACUCAUCAGCUCUCUGUGAUCAGAAAUGAGUGAACAGCCAGAAAAAACCACUUCCACUGAAGAGGGACUCAGAGGUCAAAGUUCUCCUGAGAAAAACUGUCAAAUCGGACAAAAGCAACUGCAACAGAUAGAGCGGCAGUUAAGAUGCUUGGCAUUUCAAAACCCUGGACCCCAGGUAGCAGACUUUAAUCCUGAAACACGACAGCAGAAAAAGAAAGCCCGGAUGUCAAAGAUGAAUGAGUAUUUUUCUGUGAAUUACAAAAUUAUGAAGAAGUAUGACAAAAGUGGCCGGCUAAUCUGUAACGAUGCUGAUCUGUGCGACUGCCUGGAGAAGAACUGCCUGGGCUGCUUCUACCCCUGCCCCAAGUGUAACUCCAACAAGUGUGGGCCCGAGUGCCGCUGCAGCCGGAAGUGGGUUUACGAUGCCAUUGUCACCGAGUCUGGAGAGGUCAUCAGCACCCUGCCAUUCAGUGUUCCUGACUAGGAGCCAUUACAUGUGAAUUGUUUGUUUCUUCUUCUUUACAUUUAAGCCAACCUAUUUAUCUUGGUGAA
Molecule: messenger RNA, 729 nt
Organism: Myotis myotis
Lineage: Eukaryota; Metazoa; Chordata; Mammalia; Chiroptera; Vespertilionidae
Gene: ARL14EPL
Product: ADP ribosylation factor like GTPase 14 effector protein like
Exons: 4
Coding region: 203-661 (152 amino acids)
Source: RefSeq, a predicted model, not a curated record